Messenger RNA from Sabethes cyaneus, 2471 nucleotides. It is a transcript of the gene ERp44, whose product is annotated as endoplasmic reticulum resident protein 44. The transcript has 6 exons. Bases 430 to 1722 code for a protein of 430 amino acids. NCBI's taxonomy places the organism in Eukaryota, Metazoa, Arthropoda, Insecta, Diptera, Culicidae. The record is from RefSeq and is a predicted model, not a curated record.
GGUGAUGCGACUUUUCUCGCCAUCCUUCGGCCAUCGGACUGUGAUCGUAUACAGUGUGAAGUGUGAUGUGAGCAUUUACCCAAAAAUUUUCCUCCAUCCUACGCGUGCUCGGUGUCGUCAUCGUUUUUCGUCUUCGUCGGCAAUAGGCUCAUCAUCAUUGUAAUAGCCAAGCUAAAGAGUUAGCGGUUCAGUUGGUGCUUGCUUGCUUAACGUUCGCUGUUCAGCAUCAGUCAAUGUGUACGGAUAUUGCUUGAGGAUUGGGAAAAAUCUAUUGUCAGUAUUCAAUCCGUCGGUGUGUGGUGCGAAAUUUGCGAAGCAGGAAAUAAAUAACAGUUAUAGUGUAACAUCGGGUAUCACGAAGCAGAUAAGGGCCAGAUAAACAGUGUUAUUGAAAUAAGUUCUUUGGUCACCUGAGAAGAAGGCCCAAAAAUGACGAUGUUGAAGGGUGCAAAAUUAACGAUAUUCAGUUAUUUUAUGGUGGUUUAUCUCUUCUACAAUCCUACCGACAGCGGUGCGGUUCAGCUCAACAGUGAAAAUCUAGAUAUGACUUUAGCUUCUAAUGAACUAAUAUUUAUCAAUUUCUACGCUGAGUGGUGCAGGUUUAGCAACAUUCUGCAACCAAUAUUCGACGAAGCGGCUGAUAAGGUUCGGGAAGCAUUCCCGGAAGCCGGUCGCGUAGUCAUGGGUAAGGUGGACUGUGAUAAGGAAUCCACCGUUGCGAGUCGGUUCCACAUCUCCAAAUACCCGACGCUAAAGGUGAUCCGCAACGGGCAACCCACCAAGCGAGAGUACCGGGGAGCCCGAACGGUGGAGGCGUUCACCGAGUUCAUCAAAAAGCAGCUGGAAGAUCCUAUCAAGGAGUUCCACAAUCUGAAGGACCUGGAAUCGUUGGACACCAAAAAGCGGAUAGUCGUGGGGUAUUUCGAUCGACGCGACAUGCCGGAAUAUAACACGUUCCGGCGGGUGGCAAGCCACCUGAAGGAGGAUUGCGUGUUUCACGCCGGCUUCGGCGACGUCGUUGCGGCCAUGCAUCCGCCAAGUAAAAUCAAAAGAUCAUCACCAACUCUUUUUCAGAAGUUUAUUAUCGAUCAACCUUUUUCAGGUCAUCCAAUAAUUGUUUUUCGACCAGAUGUGGCUGUCACGGAUGGUAAUGACGAGGUUUUCAAAGGAGAUCUGAACAGCUUUGACGAGUUGAACAUUUGGGUGCAGGAGAAUUGCGUUCCACUGGUGCGAGAGAUCACCUUCGAGAAUGCCGAAGAGCUGACGGAGGAAGGUCUUCCGUUCUUAAUUCUGUUUCAUGCUCCGGACGAUUUUCAAUCUAUCAAAGACUACAAGGCGAUCAUCGAAAGUCAGCUGCUAUCGGAAAAACAAAACGUCAAUUUCUUAACGGCUGACGGCAAGCGGUUCGCACAUCCGCUGCACCAUCUUGGAAAAAGUCAAUCGGAUUUACCGUUGAUUGCAAUCGAUUCCUUCCGGCAUAUGUAUCUAUUCCCCAACUUCAAGGAUAUUUUUGUUCCCGGCAAAUUGAAACAAUUCCUCAAUGACCUCUACAGCGGAAAAUUGCAUCGCGAAUUCCAUUACGGACCGGAGAAGACCGACGACAACACGAUCGAAAUCGUCACCAAUCAAGAUGUGAAAAAAGGAACUACACCUCCGGAAUCGACUUUCAAACAUUUGGCACCAUCCGAUAAACGAUACACGCUGCUGAAGGACGAGCUAUAGACACGGAAGUGUUGAGUGCAACUAAUAGCGGGAUAAACGUAACCAGUAGAAUUCCUUUUGGUAACCAGUGAGAACGGUUAGCGUAUAGAACAUCUCUAUCCUUCUUUCGUCCGACUUGAUCAGCCCAGUAUCAGUUUUUUAGUUUUUUUAGGCAGCACUGCGAAUAACGUUCGGACAAUUUCGUAGCAGUUUCAAUUUGUUGCUCAUUUUCCAGUCCCCCUCCCCCCGCCUGUUCUUACUUUUCACUACGAAAACGCUGCUUUCACUGUUCGUUCAGGCUUCAGUCAACGACGCAAAUAGUAACUGUAAGAACAAAAUAUUGAUCCUAAACAAAUCAGCCCAAUAGGAUAAUGUAGUACACAUUUUGAGGACAUAAACUUAGUUUGUGGGUUACACUUGAACCAAAUGCAUGGAAAUAAUACGGAUGUUUGAAUGAAUGUGUGAAUAAAUGUUUGUGUUUGAUUUGGGAAGACCAUAGUUCUUCUCCUGGAUUGGCUGUGACUGUUUUUAGUUGUGUAUAAGCAGCGACCCUUACCCACUACCGGAUGAAGGUGAAUCGAUCGACAGACCCAGUAGUAGAAUGAAUAAGAAGUUGGGAAUUUUAAUUUCUCUCAUCGAUUAUAGAAGUCAACAAACAUACUGAAGUGAUGUAUACAGUCUUUAUUCUGUUGAUAAUUCACGUAAAGCAUUGCAUAAUAUAAAUUGAAGAAACUAAACCAUCAGCUGUACGCAUCCGGUUUGAGUAUAGG